Messenger RNA from Leptomonas pyrrhocoris, 3438 nucleotides. RefSeq names its product putative mitogen-activated protein kinase. The transcript has a single exon. Gene Ontology annotation, molecular function: ATP binding; cyclin-dependent protein serine/threonine kinase activity. Gene Ontology annotation, biological process: protein phosphorylation. Bases 1 to 3438 code for a protein of 1145 amino acids. Lineage: Eukaryota; Euglenozoa; Kinetoplastea; Trypanosomatida; Trypanosomatidae. Gene Ontology annotation, cellular component: nucleus. The record is from RefSeq and is a predicted model, not a curated record.
AUGGAAAACUACGAAGUCCUUGGCAUUCUUGGUGAGGGGACCUAUGGCGUCGUGAUGAAGGCCCGCAACCGGAUAACCGGCAAGCUCGUCGCCAUUAAGCGCUUUAAACAAACGGAAGAAGACGACCACGUGCGCAAGACGUCAAAGCGCGAGGUGCGCAUGCUGCAGCAGCUACGACACCCCAACGUGGUGCGUCUUGAGGAAGUAUUUCGCCGUGAGGGCAAGCUCCACCUUGUUUUUGAAUUCAUUGACAAAACCAUCUUGCAGGUCCUUGAGGGCACCAGCCGCGGCAUCCCGUCACGAGACCUGCGCCGCUACACAUAUCAGCUGCUCCGCGGCGUCGACUUCUGCCACGCCAACAACAUCAUUCACCGCGAUGUCAAGCCGGAGAAUGUUCUGAUUGAUCAACACGGCAUGCUGAAGCUGUGCGACUUCGGCUUUGCACGCCAGAUGACGACGAAAGGAAAGUACACCGACUACGUCGCCACGCGGUGGUAUCGCGCGCCUGAGUUGCUGGUGGGCGACGUGUCCUACGGCAAACCGGUGGACGUGUGGGCGGUGGGCUGCAUGUUUGCGGAGCUGUCCGAUGGCCAGCCGCUCUUCCCCGGUGAGUCCGACCUGGACCAGCUGUGCCUCAUCAUCCAAACCUGCGGUCCGGUGCCGGAGAACAUGGUGACCAUUUUUGAACACAACUCGCUCUACCGCAAUGUGAGCUUCCCCCACAGCGGCAUCGUCUACACGCUGCAGGAGCGCUACCACCGACAGUCCGAGGACUGGCUGGAGUUUCUCUACGCCUGUCUGCACCCCGACCCGGCGAAGCGGCUGACUUGCGGGGAGUUGAUGGCGCUGCCAUACUUUACGCGAGACGGCUUUCGAGAGCGGUAUGAGCAGGAGCUGCGCGCCAUGUCCGGCCUGCCGCUGCUGCUGCGCCAGAACCCGACCGCGUCCGCACCGUCGCCGACGCGCCGGCCCAUGGGCGAGAAGGUCAUCAAGGGACCAAAGAACGCGCAGGAGGCGACGACUUUGGCGACGUCGAACGCGAGCACGGAGCCGACGACGCCGCCGUCGAGCAAAAAAUAUCCCGCGAUGAACGCGAAGGGCGAGCUCGGCAAGCACGGUGGCACGGAGGCCGGGAAGCCGAAGGCGGGCAAGGGCGACACGGGCAGCUUCCUGCCGGUUGUCACCCCUCUCGCGCUGGGGCAGUCAGAGGGGUCGGUGCAGCUACCGCUGAUCCCCAACUCGGACACCGACAAAGGCGUCGGCGCGGCGGUGGCUGCGGUGAAGACCCGAGACGCCGACGAAGACGGGGAGAGCCCCUCGCGACACCGCCGCUGUCGCCAUCCGCGACUUUCAUCUGACGUGACGGCGUCGCCGGGAUCCAGUUUAGGCGAUUGCAUUGCCCCAGCGGUGCCGAAAGGCCGACGCUUUUCGCAGUCCUUCAGCACGGUGCUGUCGUCGCGGCGCACCUCCUCGGCCUCCUCGAUGCCCGUCAGCCCAGUGAAGAAGACCGACAGCAUCGUAAUGAACGGCGCCACCUAUGGGGAGUCGGGUCGACGAUUGAGUAAUAUGGUUGGCAACAGGGACGAAGACGAAGGCGGCAGACGCGCACCAGGCGCUGCGGUAGCAGCAUGUGUGGCGAACCCGCUGGCGGGCGCCGCCGCUGCCGCCGCUCCUGCGAAGGCAGUGUUGGGCGGGGCAGUCGGCGGUGGGUCCAAGCGCACCUCCGGCUGUUCUCCUUUUUCGUCCUCCAACGGGAGCCCCCGCUCGUCGUCGCCGCCCAAUGUGCCCAGUGAUGCCAAACCGAGUCACGGCGGGGUCGCGCCUGCGUCCUCGGCUUUUUCCCCGAGCACCACCACGGAUGCGGUGCUGAAGGCUGCGCCGGGGCAGCAGCAAGCACAACAACAAGCGCCGCCGUCGCCGCAGCAGCCGCCCCAUUUGAUGCCGCUGGCGGAACGGCUGCCCGACCUGACUUCACCCCAGUUGCACCUCGCCACACACGACUGGCGCGGCAGCGUCGACAUGGAGGACAUCCCAAAGCCGCCCUCCCAGCCCCCCUGCCCCAUCUCUCCCCCGUCUCCCCACGACGGCUGCUUUGCGGGCCAACCGUGCGCAAACCCGUUGGCCUCCCCGUCGUCGCAAGACCGCGGCAGCGUGAAGUGCGCGCCGCCCAAGACACGCCGCAGCGGCCCCAUCGACGCCGGCGACGUACCGCACAUGUGCACCAAGAAGAAAGUGAUGAAGCGAAGGAAAGAGAGCGUGCCGGGUCAUGGCAGUUGCGUCUCCAGCAGCCACAGCACCUCUCCCUUCAGUCCGCAGGAGCAGCUGUUGGAAGAGCUGCGCGCGCGCGGCGUGCACGAGCAUGCGCUGCACGACGGCACUGCGCAAGAGUCCGCCUCGGUGAACGCCCUCAAGUUGUGCACGACGCGCGCGUCGCCGCAGCUGCCGGGCUCGUCCCGAUCACACGACCGUCGCGAAGCAGGCGUGGCGGUGCCAGACAAGACGCAGGCGCCGGAAAAGAUGAGCCGUACGCGCGGCAGACUUUCGGCCCCGCACACGCCCGGUACGACGACGGCCAACGGAAAAUAUGGCAUAGAAACCCGCGGAGCGAUGCCGCUCAAGGAGCGCAAAUCAAAGCCGUUGCACGCGUCCACCCACGCCACUUCGCAGGCUCAUGAGGGUCCCACGCGUACAUCACCGCAGCCGUCGCUGCAGCACCAGCAGCAACAGCUGCCCGACACGCUGUUGGCACUGUCCGCCCUGCGCGACAACACCACCUCCCCCCACCAGCCAUUUCCACACGACGGCGGCCAGGCGGAGAAGUACCCUUACAGCCGUUUCACGCAGGCGGGCGGCGGCGUCGCCCACUACGCUGUUCCACCACCGCCCAAGACCCAAACAAAGGAAGUGACCGCUGUCGCACUAGCCAAGAGGGCGAUCAUGCGCUCUCGUAAGCCACUGGGCGUCUACGCGCUGCAGAGCACCCGCCGCUCCCUCGACGGAAGUGAAAGGGCGGGCUCGAUUACGCAUGUGCACGACACCGCCACCACCGUGCAGAGCUCGCUGUCUUCCAGCCAAUACGGCGGUUUCGCCAUCCCGUACCAUAGAGUCUCCAAUGCCGACAGCAACGGCGGGGCGCCGCAAGGUUCGUCCGGCGGCCCCAACAUCACACCGCAGCCGCCACCGCUCGCGUCGAAGAAGGCGCGCAGGAAUUGUACUUCAAUUAGCGGCGACAUGAAUGGAGUUGGUAGGGGUGGGAUGCCGUCUUACCCAAACCGGUGUCAAAGCGACCAGCAGCAGCUCUCGCCCGCCCCUGCGUUGAACACCGCAACGACGACGACGGAGAAACCGACACCGCGACGGCGGGAGAACAGCGAUAGUAUUCAAAAGCUAUUGCCGCUUAUGUGCAACGCGGCGACCGCUGCGACGACGCAGAUGUAG